Molecule: messenger RNA, 1227 nt
Organism: Pygoscelis adeliae (Adelie penguin)
Lineage: Eukaryota; Metazoa; Chordata; Aves; Sphenisciformes; Spheniscidae
Product: solute carrier organic anion transporter family member 4C1-like
Exons: 8
Biological process (GO): sodium-independent organic anion transport; transmembrane transport
Cellular component (GO): membrane
Source: RefSeq, a predicted model, not a curated record
GGGGGCCGCUGCGCCCCUAAGGCUCUGCAGCUCUGCAACAACCCUGAGGGCUACCUGGCUGCCUACAGCCUCCUGGCUAUCUUCCAAGGUAUUGUGGUAAAUGGCCUGAUUAACAUUAGUAUUUCAACAAUUGAGAAGCGUUAUGAGUUGAACAGUUCCCUCACUGGCUUAAUCUCUGCAAGCUAUGACAUUGCUUUUUGUAUACUGUCACUGUUUGUAUCUUUCUUUGGAGAAAGAGGGCACAAACCACGAUGGCUUGCUUUCUCAGCAUUUAUGCUAGGAUUGGGCUCACUUAUAUUUUCCUUACCACACUUCAGUAGUGGAAAAUACCACUAUGGAGCUAAACUUGAAGACACCUGUCGAAUUCCAGGAACAAGCUCUGCUAACUUCACUUGCAGUGCCAGCACAAAGUCUUCACUUCCCAACUAUCUGUAUGUCUUUAUCCUGGGACAGCUGCUGCUGGGAGUUGGAGGAACUCCACUGUAUACGUUGGGGACAGCUUUUAUUGAUGAUAGUGUCCCAAAACACAAGUCUUCCCUUUAUAUAGGAAUUGGCUAUGCCAUGUCACUGCUGGGUCCUGCUAUUGGCUAUGUCUUAGGAGGGCAGCUACUUAAUAUUUAUAUUGAUAUCCAGAUCCCAGAAAGUACUAAGAUGGAUCAAGAUGACCCACGUUGGCUUGGAGCAUGGUGGAUAGCAUUUCUUGCAUGCUUUCUAGCAAUUUGGCUUCUUAUAAUACCUUUUUCAUGCUUUCCGAAACACCUACCAGGAACAGCAAGAAUACAAGCUGAAAAAAUCUCUGAAACACAUAACGAUGGAAGUGAGGUGCUUGUUGAGACCAAGAAUAUUGGAAAAAGUUUUAAAGACUUUCCCAUGGCUCUCCUGAUACUGUUGAAGAAUCCAGUGCUUAUGAGUCUAAUAAUAGCCAGUUCUUCAGAAGCUCUAGUUGCCACUGGCUUUGCCACAUUUCUACCAAAGUUUAUAGAAAAUCAGUUUGGAAAGACGUCGAGUUUUUCAGCAACUCUUGGAGGGCUUGUAUUAAUUCCAGCAGCAGCACUAGGCCAAAUAAUAAGUGGCAUCUUGGUUUCCAAGUGCAAAAUGGAUUGCAAAAGCAUAAUCAAGUUCAUGAUAGGCACUUGUUCAGUGGCCCUACUAUUAAACACAGUGUUUUUAUUUGCUAAAUGUGGGAAUGAACCUUUCGCAGGUGUCUCUGAAACAUAUAAUGGGUAA